Bombina bombina (fire-bellied toad) is the source of this 1550-nucleotide messenger RNA. RefSeq names its product G protein subunit gamma 13 (gene GNG13). Gene Ontology annotation, molecular function: G-protein beta-subunit binding. Gene Ontology annotation, cellular component: heterotrimeric G-protein complex. The record is from RefSeq and is a predicted model, not a curated record. The coding region runs from base 584 to 787 and encodes 67 amino acids. The transcript is spliced from 4 exons. Lineage: Eukaryota; Metazoa; Chordata; Amphibia; Anura; Bombinatoridae. Gene Ontology annotation, biological process: phospholipase C-activating G protein-coupled receptor signaling pathway; sensory perception of taste.
UACAUAAACCUUAUCCUGGGGCCAGCUUUAUCCCUGCUCUAAAUCCAUCCCCUGGAAGAGAAAUAAUAAAAAAAAACCACAUCACCCUUUUUAUCUUCCCUUUCUGCUGCAGCUGGAUUGUCUGUACAUUAAUAGAUUACAUUCCGGAUUUGAAGCAGAUUUAACUGGAUUCAUUCCUGUAAAAGGCCAUUCUGACUUUUUGUAAGGUUCUUGAGAACAUCGCCUUUGCCUUUUUGACAAGGAUCUAUUAUCAAUUACUACCUUCAAGUGAUUUGUUUAGAAGCUGCGAACAAAAGAGGUAUUUACAUGGGCCGCACUGGCACAACUGCCCUAUAUGCUAAUUAGAACUGCCUCAACGUGCUUCUAUAUAAAAACCUCCCAAACCUCUUCAGAGUUGGAACAUUCAAAUUGGAAUCAAAUUCUUGCAGCACAUUUGAAUCCCUGAGCUCCAGUUGGAGUUUUAUGCAAAGCAGGAAAUCAGCAGAGCGUUAUAGGAGUGUGCAAAUAUCACAUCUCUGGUUGUCCGGCGCAGACCUUGGUGCAGAACAUUCUCUAAGGGCUUCUUCCAUAUAAAGCUGCAAAAAUGGAUGAGAUGGACGUUCCCCAGAUGAAGAAGGAAGUAGAGAGUCUGAAAUACCAACUGGCCUUUAAGAGAGAGAUGUCUUCAAAAUCCAUUCCUGAGUUGCUAAAGUGGAUCGAGGAGGGCGUACCUAACGACCCCUUCCUGAAUCCAGAGCUUAUGAAGAGCAACCCAUGGGUAGAAAGAGGAAAAUGCAGCAUCCUGUGAAGAGGAAGUUUAUUUCUUUUCUAAUCCUUACCAGAAACGUAACAUCUAUUCUGAAUGUACUUUUUAAAACACUAUAACAGUAGGCUAUAUUUAAUCAGAUAAUACUCACAGAAGGUAACUGAAUUUUUUCUUUCUCUCCAGCGUCAGCGAUUAUGGGUAACAACGCUUAAUAAAAAAUAAAAAAAGCAGAUUGCUUUUUUCUACAAUUUGAGGUAAAAUGAAAAUUGCAAACUAGGCAGUGAAAUUCGAGUUUUUCUUUGAAACCGAGAUUGGAUUACAUAGGACAUGGACGUAGGUUUGUUACUGCUGAUAGCUACAUUUGUAUGACAGCAAUAACAGCACUGUACUUAUGCAACCAUAGGAAGAAAUAUCCUCUAUAUACUGUAACUUCAAGAUUAUGCACUAUAGAAUUGUUCUCCUUACUGUAACAUAAGAGAACAUAGAAUCAAAUUGCCCUGUCUUAUUAGUAGCCUUUGACCCAGUUAUCUAGUAAAUUAAUUUUUAAAUAAAAAAACAUUUAUUAUUUUGUCCUAACAAUAUACAGUUUACCUGUUAAAUGUUUUGUUGUUCGAAAGAUGAAUUACGUUUAAAACUUUUAAAAAUGAAAAAAAAAAAAAAAAAAAAAUCUUUUAUAAAAACAAAACUAUUUUCGCCUAGAACACAUUUGUAUAUUUUAGAAUAUUCCGUGUGGUAGACAAUAAAGGCGCUAAUUCGGGGACUUUGUAUGCUGAAAUAAAGAAAACGGCAACUGAUGAAAAAGAUA